AUGGCACCCCUUCCCAUCGCCUUCGCCUCCGGCUUGUACGACCGGAUGAUCCCACUUGCCACAGGCGAGGUUCGUCCGACCGGCAUCGACCUCAACUUCCUCGAGCUGGAUCACCCUCGAGAUGUCUUUGACCGCAUGGUCUCAACCAAAGACUUUGACUGCUCAGAGCUAUCAGCGUCUGAGUACAUCACCAUGUACGCCGCAGGAAAACGAGACUUUAUCGCCAUCCCCGUCUUCCCCUCCCGAGCCUUCCGCCACAGCUUCAUCGCAGUCAAUAGCGAUCGGAUCAAGUCGCCCAAGGAUCUCAAUGGCAAACGCAUCGGAGUGCAGCACUAUACCAUGACUGCUGCGGUAUGGCAGAGGGGUUUACUGCAGCACGAAUACGGUGUGGACCUGAGCUCCAUAGAAUGGGUAGAAGGCAAAAUAGAGGGGCCAGGAUCGCACGGAAAGCCCUCCAGUCUUCCAGCCCUGAAGCCAGUCAAAAUCACGCAGAACACGAACCCCGAGAAAUCACUCAGUGAUCUUCUUCGCGACGGGGAGAUAGACGCCACGAUAGGGGCAGAUCCGCCGGAGUGCCUGGGCAGGGCGCCGCAUAUCAGGAGGCUGUUUCCGGACUUCAAGCAGGUGGAGAAGGACUACUUCAAGCGGACGGGGAUAUUCCCCAUCAUGCACCUGGUUGCCAUCAGUCGGGAGCUGUACGAGAAGAACAGAUGGAUAGCAACGAACCUAUUUGAGGCGUUGGACGAUAGUAAGGAGCUGGCGAGGAAGAGAAUGUUGACGACGAGUGCUCUCAGGUACAUGCUACCGUGGCUGCCGGAGGCGAUUGAUGACAUCAGGGAGACAUUUGGCGAUGAUUGCUGGCCAUACGGGCUGGAGUCGAACAGGAAGACGCUCGAGGCGUUGGUCACGUACUUGGAGGAACAGUCGAUGAUUGACCGGAAGAUACCCAUUGAAGAGUUAUUUGCGCCUGUAAGGCCUGCCAACUUCAGGAUCAGAUAG
This is a messenger RNA of Diaporthe citri, 999 nucleotides long. RefSeq lists its product as uncharacterized. NCBI's taxonomy places the organism in Eukaryota, Fungi, Ascomycota, Sordariomycetes, Diaporthales, Diaporthaceae. Bases 1 to 999 code for a protein of 332 amino acids. The record is from RefSeq and is a predicted model, not a curated record. The transcript has a single exon.